AUGUCCAACCCCAACGACCCGCCUCUGGACGAGAUCCAAUGGCGCGCGCCCGACAUCGCGGCGUCGAUGCAGGGCAUCCACUCCAACAGCGUCCUCUUCUACUUCGCCGAGUCGCCCUUCUUCGACCGCCAGUCCAACAACGCCGUCAUCACCAACCAAGCCAUGUUCAACCCGGCUCUCCUCAAGAACCUGGCCACGCGCGAGGCCUUCGAGGGCGAGCUCGACAAGAUGACCGGUCUCGAGUUCCGCGUGCUUCACGCCCCGGCCGACAUGGUCACGGGCACCGGCGUGUGGACGAUUGUCAAGCAGACGCGGCAGAAGAACCUCGAGAGGAACAGGAUAGAGACGAAGCCUUUGGCGUACUACUUCGUGGUCGGGGAGAACAUCUACCAAGCGCCCAGUUUGGGCGACAUUCUCAGCUCAAGGAUUGAGUCGAUAGCAGAAUCCAUGCGUAAAGUCCUCCCCGCGACAGACAGUGUAAGGAAGUGGACCCCGUCCCUCGGCCACGUCUACACCCAGCCCACGCCAUCCGCCCUCUCCAAAACCAAGGAGGAUACGAUCAGCACGCCCAUGCCCGAGGGCAACGCCUCCAGCAGCAACGGAACCUCGACCAAGAACAACGCCGGUAACAAGAAGGACUCGACGGCGGCGGCGCUCGACAGGCUCGCCGAGGAGUCCCUCGCGAUUCACAUGCGCUUCGGCGGCGACUACUUCGACGAGAACCCCAUCACGGGCCGGCCUGGCGACUUCCACUUCGCGAGCACCGGCCGCAAGGACAACAGCAAGAUCGCGCCGCCGCCACCGCCUACGCAGAAGCCGCAGAAGCCCGCGAUCAACACCAAGGCGGCGGAGGAGGCGAAGAAGGAUGGAAAGGGGGAGAAGAGCCCCAAGACGCCCAGUAUGCCGAAGCCCAAGAGGAAGAAGAGCAAGAUUGCGACGCCGGCGGCGACACCUGCUCCGUCGCACUGA
This is a messenger RNA of Colletotrichum karsti, 969 nucleotides long. RefSeq names its product MED6 mediator sub complex component. Lineage: Eukaryota; Fungi; Ascomycota; Sordariomycetes; Glomerellales; Glomerellaceae. Bases 1 to 969 code for a protein of 322 amino acids. Gene Ontology annotation, biological process: regulation of transcription by RNA polymerase II. The record is from RefSeq and is a predicted model, not a curated record. The transcript is spliced from 2 exons. Gene Ontology annotation, cellular component: core mediator complex; mediator complex. Gene Ontology annotation, molecular function: transcription coactivator activity.